AUGGUGGACUACUACGAGGUGCUGGGCGUGCCCCGCCAGGCCUCGAUCGAGGCCAUCAAGAAGGCGUACCGCAAGCUGGCGCUCAAGUGGCACCCGGACAAAAACCCUGAGAACAAGGAGGAGGCGGAGAGGAGAUUCAAACAAGUGGCCCAGGCCUACGAGGUAUUGUCAGACGCCAAGAAGAGGGACGUCUACGACCGAUACGGCGAGGCGGGAGUGGAGGGCGGCGGUGGCGGCAGGCCCUUCGAGGACCCGUUCGAGUGCGUCUUCACCUUCCGCGACCCGGCCGACGUCUUCUGGGAGUUCUUCGGCGGCCGGGACCCGUUUUCGUCUGACUUCUUCGGAGACCCGCUUGAGAACAUUUUGGGCGGUCGGAGGAGCUCCCGCGGAAGCAGAAGCAGAGGGUUCGCACCGAUUUUCUCCACCUUCAGUGAAUUUCCAGCAUUCGGAGGUGGUUUUUCUUCCUUUGAUACAGGAUUUACUUCCUUUGGUUCCCUGGGGAAUGGGGGCCUUUCUUCCUUCUCCAUGUCUCGUAGUGGUGGGACGGGCAACUUCAAAUCCAUGUCGACUUCCACCGAAAUCAUUAAUGGCAAGAAGAUCACCACCAAGAGAAUCAUUGAGAAUGGCCAAGAAAGGAUAGAGGUGGAAGAAGACGGAGAGUUAAAGUCCAUGACAAUAAAUGGCAAAGAGCAGUUGCUACGCCUUGACACCAAGUGA
Molecule: messenger RNA, 717 nt
Organism: Balaenoptera acutorostrata (minke whale)
Lineage: Eukaryota; Metazoa; Chordata; Mammalia; Artiodactyla; Balaenopteridae
Product: dnaJ homolog subfamily B member 3
Exons: 1
Coding region: 1-717 (238 amino acids)
Biological process (GO): protein refolding; positive regulation of proteasomal ubiquitin-dependent protein catabolic process
Cellular component (GO): cytosol; endoplasmic reticulum membrane
Molecular function (GO): Hsp70 protein binding; ATPase activator activity
Source: RefSeq, a predicted model, not a curated record